UUACAACUUUAUGCAUACUCUAUACGAACAGACAUUUGAUUCUUAUUUUCUAAUUACAUUUCCUGUUUUUACGGUAUUGUUCCCUAUAUGAACUUCCACUCUCAUUUUCAUCCCUCUAUUUGCUAUUUUUCAGGAUAAAAUAUAGCCUACAUUUACCGAUUAUAUGCGGUAAAUGUAGGCCAUAUUUUAUCCUUAAAAAUCUUCUAGCUUCCCGUUGAUGAAAGAACUUUUAUAAUUUGUCCAGAAAUUUCGGAGCCUAGGCGUUGCUAACAAACAAACAAUCAAAUCUUUCCUCUUUAUAAUAUUAGUAUGGAAAAGUCAAUUUUACGUUACUUAAUUUGCAUCAAUUAUACAUUCUCUUUUGUGUUAUUACUGGUUGGAAUCAAAAUAUUAUCAAUAAUAAUUUAAUCUAAUAUUAUCAAUUGUAUAUCAGAUUGAUAGGCUGCGCAAUUAUAUCAGCUCACGGCGUUGAACGGUUGAACUGAUCAGUUGCAUUCUUCCAGUGGCCAGUUUUCAAGCAUUAGGGGAAAUUUGAAUAUAUAAAUAUGAAGAUAAGAUUUAUAAUUGAGUAGCUUUACUCAACUAAGUACAACAUCUAGUAGUUGUUAUUGUAUGUGGAUUGUUUAUGUAUGCGCGGGCGCAUUGUUCGCGGUGGCUCUCGCUCCAUCGGUGUACAGUUACUCGCAUGUCAUACACUCGCCAGAGAGAAGUACCAGUAGAGUGUAUGAGGAUCACUGCCCCCUCACCUCCCACCACUAUGGCAGCGCGGGCGCACCUAGCCGAGUUGCCACCGCACCCGGGUGCUUCGCCCGGUCUACUGCGGCGCCGCUACUCCGUUCCUGAGACUAUCAUGAGGAAGUAUCGCCUCGCGCAGCAGCGUUCAGAUUCCGAAGAAAGUGGCCCAGGUACUAGUCCAUCGCCAGCGUCGGGGACGCCGGCACGAGGAUCGUGUAGUUCUCUAUGCGAAGCCGCGCAGACGGCGAGAGGCGCGCGGCGCGAGCGUGAGCAAGUGCGUCGUUCAGCGCUGCUACGGCGACUGUGGGGCCGAGGCUGUGUGGGCACCUGCUCCUGUGACUCGCACGCCACUCGCUCGCUGGGUGGCUCACACGCCGAGCUCCGACCGCUCACCAGCCCAUCUUCCUCACGUCACUCACAUGCUGGCUGGGCUACACCUAAACGACAGCGGCUCGACUCGUCACGUGAAUUCCGCGGCAGCGAUGAGAUGAUUCGCGCCGCCAUGAGAAACAGCUAUGACCGGACCGAAGAAGCUCGAUACGACAGGCUCCAUCGGAUCGAACUCGCCGAGUCGACGUAUACCGAGCGGUGUACCCCCUUCGUCAAUUCGGCGACAGACCCUUUGACGGACUGCGACACCCCCUUUGAUGUUAGAUGCGAAAGAAAUGGUUUUGUUCAGUAUUCAGAACAAAAACCAUCAAACACCGCUCUAACGGAAACGGAAUCCGAAAUUCGGAAUGACCGUCCACCAAGUGGACUCUCCGCGCUGAAAGAUGACUAUACCUACACGGACUCGUCCGACCAGUUUUCGACCUGUACAACAAAAGAGACUAACGGGUCGGUCCCGGGCGGGCCGUCUAAGAUGUCUCAAAGCGCUCACAUAGACGGCCGGAUAAGUGAGCGAUCGGUGAGCGUCGAAAAUGAUGACAAUAAUCUAUUGCCGUACAACACGCCUCUCACUGUCGACACUCCAUCUUAUGAGCUUUUAGAAAUUGUAGUCUCUGAAACGUCGACCGCGAAUAAUAACCCAGCCGUAAAAAAUAAUUCACUCAAUAACAAUAACACUGUCGUCUCGAAAAUUCCUCAAGUCAGCCAAAAAAUAGGACAAAAUAUAAAUAUCGACGAGUACGUAUCUAAUAUAUUGGUCGAAAGUUUAAAUUCAUUGACAGACCAGUUGGAGUGCAUGAAUGCAUCGAUAGGUGACGAUCGAAAAAUUAAUAUAGUAGAAAAAGAAAUUAAAGUCAAAUUACAAAACACUGGUGUGAAUACCAUCGUUCACCUUAGUCCUACGUCAAAUAAUCAAAUCAUAUUCGGAAACGAGGAACUCUACAAUAACGACGGCAGAAAAGAUGUCUGUGAUGAUUCUCGAGAUGGGCUCGACGUGAUAGGGAUCCGCGACGAGACCGCCAGCAUGGAGUCCGUGCACAACAACAAUCAAGGGGCAACAUCCCGCGUCCACGAUGCGGUCAACGAGGCCGUAUUGCAGCAGAUUCAAAAAUUAUUUCAGGAUGAGCUGAACAAUUUAGACGCGAAGACACUUUAUCCACCCGGUGAGAUCCCUGGGAUAUCACAUAUCGAAAUAUCGAAUGUUGACGUCUAUAUCGAUAACAACUCGGGAGCGACAUUCGGAAACGGCGACGGCAUCGAAAUGCACACUCGCAACGCCGAUGAUCUAGCUGAACUGAUUGGUGGUAUCGGAACCGGUAACUAUUACGAAGAUCUAGAAAAUGGCGCAACGGUGCCUCGUUUUUCCGCGUUUCCUCACACCUCCUCGAUGGAGGUGAAUGCGUCCUCGUCUGAUGACGCAGAUGCGGGAGGCUCCGAUUGUAUGAGUCUCGUUGACAGUCUGGAUGACCCAAACUCCCCGAGGUCCCUCCUUCUGCGCAGAACUUUCGAUAUCAAUGCGCGGCGAAGUGAACUCGUUCGAUCAGCCAUUGAUGUUCUUGACCUCUUACCGGAGGAUGCCCUAAAAGACCAUGACGGCGGCCCAAAGGAGAAAGGAGAGAGCUUCUUCAUUCGCAUCAAAGACGACGAUUGUGACUGCGAAAAAGAGAACGUCGUAGUAGCCGAUCACAUGCCGGAGAAGAUAAAACAACGUUUAUAUCGCCGGCACCGCCGCCGCGAGCUACGCAUGGAGUGUGCCCGCCGAGCACGACCCAUGCCUGCGCGACGUCCUACCGCUCGACUUGACCGAGACUGUCGCGCGCUACUUGACGCGCUUGUAGACGAUCUUAUAGUUAAAAUAGCUCACGAAGAAUAUAAGUGUAUGCGAAUCAAACAGAGAGCAUCCAGAAUGGUCUCCGAAUCCGGUGAGAGCACUUCUAAGAAAUGUAGCGAGAAAAACACGAGAUACGUUGAUGAUAAGGAAACAUUUAAGAUAACGAGGCACGGAUCCAUAGAUACGACGAAAGAUCGAGUCCUCGGGACGAAAAAGUCCGAAAAACGUCACAUUCGUGGCAAACUAUCACUCUCUACGAAACCCUCACCGGACGACCGCGGCCCGAAGCGAAUAUAUCAGAAAUCUGAAAUUCACGAAGGUAACAAAUGUAUCGAAAUUCUCGAAAUAUUGGAAUACGUGACCGGCUCUCGAAGUUCUUCGGAAACGACAAACUCGGAUGAAAACUGCAUACACAAUUGUAAAGUGAAAAAAUCACGAAUACCCGUGCCGGUUGACGAAAAAAAUCAAAGAAAAUCGAAAGAUCGCUCAAAAAAAAAUUACUGGAGCGAAGGAACUAGUUCACCGCCGAUGGUACCCCGUGAAGAAAGCAAGACCGCGAAUAGUCGCUCGACGACUGAGUCAACGGAGCUCUCCCCGGAGAGCGAGCAGAACAGACGACCUCUCGAACCGCGUUCCCGCUCCAACUCGCUUCGGUUUAGGAGGAUUUUCGAUAGCAUACCGGAGGAAAAAAGCAGCAUCAGCGUUGAUUCCUCAAACGAGGAUAUUAAUCAUAAUCGCCGUGCGUCCGCUCCGAACGUCAUAGAAAAUCUCAACUACCGCCUCGAUCAAAACGGUAAUGGACGCCGUCGUUCAGUUGCAAUCCGCGGCGACGAAUGGACCAGAAAGGAGACAACCAGAACGUCAAUAGAAAAGAGAAGCAUGGGUACGUCGCCUCCAGCGAACAUCGAAGAGCAAACUAAAACUCUACGCCUGAGGAGUCAGACAACGAUGACGUCCCCGCAGCAGCGGUCGGCAGCUACGAGCCCCAUGCGCAGUCCGCGCGCGCCCCCUACUCCGGUGCCCUCGCGCCCUCCGCGAUGCGUACGCCCCUCACCAGGUAUCGUGCUCGCUUGCACGCACCCGCCCCCGCCCCUGUCGCACCGCACCGCUUCGGUGUCCGUAGAGUAGUCGCCGCAGCACGCCGCCCGCGACGAUCGCACAGAUUUUAUAUUCUUAUCCUUAAAUUUAAAAUAUAUUUAUUUUUGUAGCUUUUGUAAGACGUAGAAUCGAUAAGCACCAUUGAAAUGACACAAUGACUUAGGUUAUCGUUUCUCUUUUUGUGAAUCGGAACGAAAUAAACGACUGAGCCGUCCCACUUCUUGUUUUAUUUAUCGAAGGUCCCAAAACCACCGAAGUCGAGUCUGUCGUGGACAAGCGCGGUUACGACGGUCCGCACGCAACGCAUGACUUCAAGGACGACCGCCGUUCCCAAAAUAAUGGAAAUGCUGAAAGAACAACAGAACGCUCGAAGACGGAAACCCGAAAUCGCAAAGUUUCUAAAAUCUCCGGUAUUUCACGUUCAAUAUCAAUGGAAGAAGAUACUCUUCGCAUGCGAUCUGUGAAACUGCCGGAGUUCAAGCCGAGCGAGGCGGGAGGAGCGACGGGAGUGGGCGGUGCCGGGUGCAGUGACAGCAGUGACUCCGGCGGCAGCCUGUUGUGCUCGCUGGCGCCACGCUGGCUGGCACACACGCACCGCGCGCGCCGCAUGCGCCGACGUGACGCACCACCUCCUGCGCCACCUGAACCACCUGUCGCUCCUUCCGCCCCUCACACUGAUGUGACGG
Molecule: messenger RNA, 4737 nt
Organism: Diatraea saccharalis (sugarcane borer)
Lineage: Eukaryota; Metazoa; Arthropoda; Insecta; Lepidoptera; Crambidae
Source: the annotation of a GenBank genome assembly